CCACCGGCGGAGGGUGCCGAGUCGGGCUCCGAGGCGGACGAGCCCGAGGCGCCGGCGGAGCCGCCCCGCAGCGCCCCCAACCCGUCGCCCGCCGCCCUCAAGCCCACAGGUGGUCUGUGCCUGCUGGGCGCCUAUGCGGACAGCGAUGACGAGGAGGGUGACGGCGCUGAGAGAGUGGCGCGCAGUGCGGACGCCAACGGCGCCGCCUCGGCCGACAUCGACAGCACGCUGGCUACCUUUCUGGCRGAGAUCGACGCCAUCACGGCACCGCCGCAGCCUGCGGAGCCGCCAGCCCGUGUGCCACCCCCAACGCCGCCGCGCCCUGAGCCCAGGGAGGCCGCCAAUGGCUCGGCCUCCUCGCAGGCUCCCGCCUGGCACUAUGACACCCAGUGCUCGCUGGCAGGAGUGGGUGUGGAGAUGGGUGACUGGCAGGAGGUGUGGGACGAGAACACUGGCUGCUACUAUUACUGGAACACCCGCAGCAACGAGGUGACGUGGGAGCUGCCGCAGUACCUCGCGACGCAGGUGCAAGGCCUGCAGCACUACCAGCCCAGCGGCACCGUGCCUGGCACCAACGGGAGCUUUCCAGCGACGCCAGAGCCCUUCCCUCAGGAGAAGGGGGGCAGUGCAAGCCGUGGGGGUAGUGUGGCCAAACGAGAGGUGAAGAAGGAGGUGAACGAAGGCGUGCAAGCCCUCUCCAGCAGCGAGGAGGAGAAGAAAGGGGUGGCCGUGGCCCUGCUGGCGCCGCUGCUCCCCGACGUGGUGAAGGAGGAGGAGGAGCGCUGGCGGAGGAAGGUCAUCUGCAAAGAGGAGCUCGAGCCGCCCCCCGAGGAGGAGGCCAAAGCAGAAGAAGCGGUGGCCACCCCCGACGAGCCAGAGCCUUGCAGGGAGCCCCUGGAGGACGCGCCACAGGAGGAGGUGUGCAGCGUGGUGCAGUCGGGGGAGAGCGGUGAGGAAGAGGAGGAGCAAGACACCCUCGAGCUGGAGAUGGUGCUGGAGAGAAAAAAGGCGGAGCUGCGGGCCUUGGAGGAGGGUGAGGGCAGCGUGUCGGGCUCCAGCCCGCUCUCCGACGGGAGCCAGUCAGCCUCCCAGGACGCCACCCGCCGCCUGGCCUCCAAGCGAGGGAAAUGGAAACUGUUUGUGGGAACCGCCAGCCCGGAGCCUGCUAGCCGGGGCGCCAGCAAAACGGGCCGAGAGAGUCCAGAAGCUGCAGAAUCACCAGUGAGCACAGAAGCUGCGGAGGAGAUCCCAGAGAAAGAGGCAGAGCCUGAGGAGCCCCAGGAGAAAGUGAAAGUGCAAGGAGCACCCAAAGCAGAGGAGGAGGAGCAGGACUUGAAGUUCCAAAUCGGAGAGCUGGCAAACACUCUGACCAGUAAACUGGAGUUUCUGGGCAUCAGCAGGCAGUCGGUCUCCAACUUCCACAUGCUGCUGUUGCAGACGGAGACGCGCGUCGCUGACUGGCGGGAAGGGGCUCUCAAUGGCAACUACCUCAAACGCAAGCUGCAAGACGCGGCCGAGCAGCUCAAACAAUACGAAAUAAACGCCACCCCUAAAGGCUGGUCCUGCCACUGGGACAGGACCUCUGGAUCAGCUCUUCUGACCAACAGCACUGACAAAGGACAAACUUCAACUCAUCAACCGAACGAAGAACAGGAUUUCUCUCUCCUGCCAGCAGGGAGCAUAGGCGCUAUUUCUAUGUUAACGAGCACUCAGGAGAGUCGCAGUGGGAGUUCCCCGACGGGGAGGACGAAGAGGACGGACAGCAGAGCGCCGACAGAAAAGCCGACGGUCCUCCUCAACCACCUCCCAAAGAGCAAGGAGAGCACGCCGGGGACGCAGCAGAGCGCAGUGCAGUCCUCUGUCCCGGUCCUCCAACCUCCUUUGCCUUUGGAAAUGCCUCCACCGCCUCCACCUCCGCCGGACUCGCCGCCACCUCCAGGGGAGGACGGAGAGAUCCAGGAAGUGGAGAUGGAGGACGAGGGGGGCGAGGAGCCACCUGCCCCAGGCACGGAAGAUGCUCCCCUGAAGCCUCUCCUCCGACCAGCUGUCGGCAGCAGCCAGGGUGUCACUGAGCCCAGCCCUGCCCCUCUGCUGUCCGCCAAGCCGCUGAAGAGGAAGGCGGCGGAGAUGAGCCCGGCGCUGAUGCAGCGAGCCGCCACCAUCGGCAGCUGCCCCGUCCUCUACAGCCAGCCCCUCAUGGCCGCCAGCAAGUACCAGCCUUCGCCAGUGCCCCUCGGCUCGCUGAGGCCGCGACAGCGCCUGACAGGCGACAUCCAGGGCCGCCCCAACCUCCGCAUGGCUCCAGGCCACACAGGCCCUCAGCCCGCAGGACUGGGCCUCCAGCCUGGCUACUUGGGAGUGACGGCGCCCGCAGCACCGUCCGUCAUGAGCUACUCGGAGUGCACUGUGCCUGUGGGGCUUGCGGCCGCCACYGCUGCGCCACCAGCACCGCCGCGCGGGGCCCUGCCCGCUGCCAGUACCGCAGAGCAGCCGCCACAGCCACCGCCACCACAGCCACCCCCGCCUGCUCCCAAGACGCUGCCCCCGGAGAAGCCGCGGAAGGCACGGAAGGACAAGAGCAAGAAGGCUAAAACGAAGAUGCCAUCCCUGGUGAAAAAGUGGCAGAGCAUCCAGCGGGAGCUGGACGAGGAGGAGAACUCCAGCUCCAGCGAGGAGGACCGGGAGACGACAGCGCAGAGGCGCAUUGAGGAGUGGAAGCAGCAGCAGCUCAUGAGCGGCAUGGCGGAGAGGAACGCCAACUUCGAGGCGCUACCAGAGGACUGGCGAGCGCGCCUGAAGCGGAGGAAAACCACCUCGAGCACAUGAGGCGCACAGCAGUGUUUUUUACCGUUGUACAGUUUAGGGCCCUUUCUGACUUGACCGUUGUCCAAUAAAUCGUAGCCAUUUGGGA
Molecule: messenger RNA, 2911 nt
Organism: Nothoprocta perdicaria
Lineage: Eukaryota; Metazoa; Chordata; Aves; Tinamiformes; Tinamidae
Gene: FNBP4
Product: formin binding protein 4
Exons: 17
Molecular function (GO): protein binding
Source: RefSeq, a predicted model, not a curated record